Messenger RNA from Malurus melanocephalus (red-backed fairy wren), 3330 nucleotides. It is a transcript of the gene EDARADD, whose product is annotated as EDAR associated via death domain. Gene Ontology annotation, biological process: signal transduction. The transcript is spliced from 6 exons. Gene Ontology annotation, molecular function: protein binding. The record is from RefSeq and is a predicted model, not a curated record. NCBI's taxonomy places the organism in Eukaryota, Metazoa, Chordata, Aves, Passeriformes, Maluridae. The coding region runs from base 89 to 766 and encodes 225 amino acids.
GUGGCGGGGCGGCGCAGGAAGGGGGCGGCGCGGCGGGGCGGUGGUUCCGGGUGCGUCGCGCUCCUCGGCCCGGGACCCGCCGUGCCCCAUGGCCGCUCCGCAGGACCCGCUGCCCCCAGCAGAUCAUGCAGCAAAAGAGCCAGUGGAGGAUACGGAUCCAAGCACUCUUUCCUUAACAAUGACUGAAAAAUAUCCUGUCCAAGACACAGGAGUACCUAAAGUGGAAGACCAGUAUUUCACACUCUUUGCCUUAGAUGAGGAAUAUCUAACAGACCAAGUUACUUUGGAAAUUGCAUCUGUGAACAUCAAGACCCUUACAUCAGAUUCUGGCCUAAUCCAACAGCCAGAAGACACAGACACACAAAACCAUACUGACAAAUCACUUUCAGAUCUCAAGAAAACCUGCAAGGAAAAUGUCACAUGCUCCUUGUGCUUAUUCCGUGCACCGACCAUCAGUGACAUGCUCAAUGAUGAGGACUUGUUGUACACAGUGAGGCUAAARCUGGAUCCCUGCCACCCAACAGUGAAAAACUGGAGAAAUUUAGCAAGCAAGUGGGGGAUGACUUAUGAUGAAUUGUGUUUCCUUGAACAAAAACCCCAGAGUCCCACCUUGGAGUUCUUGCUGCGGAAUAGUGACCGGACUGUGGAGCAGCUGAUUGAUCUCUGUAAAUUUUAUAAGAGAAUUGAUGUUGUGAAAGUGCUGCUGAAAUGGGUGGAGGAAGAAUGGCCGAAGAGAGGGAACAGAACUUACCAGAAUGACUUCUAGGUCAAAGAAAGUUGUUAGUCUGUAUAUGUUAAAUGCUGGGACUAGCUACCACUAAUACACUGGAAGUUUCCCUUGCAAGAGAGAGAAAGCCUGUACUGAGGGUUUGUAUACUGUGUAAGCUUAGGCUUUAUCUACUGUAUACACAAAUGUAUGCUUUGUGUCCUCAGGGUUGCAAAGAUAACCUUCCAAAAGUGGAUCAAAUCAUUCAGGUUGUGUUCUUGAGUUGGCAAAUAACUUCAGUUUUUUUGCUGCUCUUCAGAGCCUUCCUAAACAGAAGAGGAAUGAAAAGGCCAGACUACUUGUUUUAACUGCAGCAAUUGUGAACCAUAUCAGUUGUGUGCUGUUGCCAUUGGGAAAGUCACAAUUAGAAGGCAAGUCUCUUGGCCUUACUUGCAGCCCUUCCACAAUUUUGUAUGUUCUACCUAGUACAAGGUGAGGUGUACUAUUUUUCUUCCUUUUUAGUUGUUUUUUAAGCUUUAUGACACUGUCUUUGGCAGAGAAACACCUCAGGCAGCAAUUUGGAUCUGCAUGUUACAACUAACUGAAUGUUCAACAUCACAUUUAAGCWAAUUAAGUCUCUUUUAUGAACAACAUUAGACAUUAAACUAUAACAGAUGUUAAACAAAAUAAUUACUCAYAUGGUAUGACAUCAUAGGGCAUAUAUUUACCCUAAGAAGAAAUCAUGCAAUUUAGAGAGAUUUUUAAACUCAUAACCUGUAGAUGCCAGAAGAACCAAUUAAAAGGCUUUAUGUUUAAAAUUACUUUCCAAAGGUUUAAAGAUGGUGUUCACUCUGAGUGCAUGAAUCAAAUGCCUCCCAUUUUGCAGUGCAUCAUGACAGCACCACGGGGUAUCCUUAGUAUUGACUGUAACUUCCCUUUUCACAAGUUUUCUUUACUGGCUUGUGGGAUGGCCUACUUUCUGUCUCACACAGAGGUAGUUGCACACUUGUGUGAAAUUAGCACUAUAYAUUAAUUAAAGCCACUCUAAUGGAAAGUUAACAGCUGAAUUCACCUACAGUCCAGGUGGAUGGUUAUUAAGGCACUUACAGUGGUUUAGACUGGUGUUUUUUUAAAGUAUUUUGAUACUCUGAAUUACACUGUUUACAUUUUAAGUAUUUCAGAAAUUGGCCUUUCUCCUACCAUUCUUCUGACAUGUGAGACUAGUAUGUACAUAGAUGUAUAUACCAAAGCACUGGUCAAGAUGUGGGGCAAAAGUAGAAUGGGGUGCAGGUUGAUACACUUUACUUUUCUUGAGUAGAAAUAAGAAUUAUUAGUAAAGCUGAGGUAAGUCUAGUGCUCUAUACUGAGUUUCUUAMUGUAAGAGAUUGAAAAGGGACCUCUAGUGUUACUUUACUAUAGAUACUGAGUGAUAUGGUCACAGAGGAGCUCGCAGUAAAGACUAACAUUUUCARUGUCAGGCACUUGUUCUGGGCUGACAAAAUUAACUAUUUUUGUAGUGAUUUCARGAAACUGAAAGUCUCGUUUCAAUGUGCAGAAAUUGACCUACAUUUGAGGUUUGAAAUUUUAAUUUUUUAGAUUUAAUUUUUUUAGAAGAGACUGGAAUUUGUAAUAAAUCCUUUUAACCAUUCCUCAAAAAAAAAAGCUGCUACUCUUUAGAACUCUAGUUCUCUAGCUAUAUUUUAAGGAGGCGAUUUUACUACUCUGUCUUGUUGGGGCUGCCGUUCAAGUGUUUCGUGGUGCUCUUCUAGGARCUGCAGUUUCCCUAUAGAUGUCUGUCAACUUGUAACUUUUGCAAAUAAUCUUCUGUCUUCAGUUAGAUGCACUAGGUUCAGCUUUGGGGACUACUGCUGUUCCUGGGCUGCCUGCUAUUUUCAGUUCUACAGAGCCAUCCACUGCCUACCUGCAAAUAGCUCAUAAUGCAGCUUGUCCAACAURAUUCCCAUGCCUUGGGCUGACUGCAUGCAUGAUUUAGGAUCAUACAUCUGCGUGUUAAGUUGUUCUGAGUGACGAGUGCUGACAUGUAUGCCCGCAGCUUUUCCUUCCCAUAACAUACCACAAGUAUAUCUGUGUGGUAUUAUAAAAUGCUCUGCUUUGGUAGAGCCAGUCCAGCUAGGAGCUGGAACCCUCACCUAAGAAACAGAAUGGGAAUAUGAAAUGAUGCAGUAGCAUUCCUGAACCAACAUGUUCCRGUGAAACCUAUCCCUCUUCCUGAUUUCUGGCCAAAACUUGUAACAUUUUGAAAAAACUUCUGUCUUGUGAAAAUGAGUUUGAUCCCUUGAAGCUCUUGAAAAGUCAGUGUCAGCUGCAAGAGAUCAUAUCUGAUGGAAAUAAAGCUGCUGCUGAGAGUUCCUAGGUGGGUUCUGUAUAAAUUCAGCUCUGAAGGUUGAAAAUGUUAGCCUUAAACUUCACCAUACACUGGAUUACUAUACUUGAAAUACUUUUUUUUUUCUCUUUGUAUGGCAUCAAUGGAGAUGUACGCAAUCUUUUUUUAGUUUUAUAUCUAUUUGUGAGAUAUUGAUUCUGAGUGUCAAUUUAUUCUUUUGUCCUCUGUUAUAAUGUAUACUAUUUCUAGAAAAAAUAUAGAUUGUCAAUGUUUGACUUUA